GUACUCUGAAGUCUGAGUUUGACUUUGAGGUGCAAGAUUACCACUGAGCGGCACAAUUCAAAUACCUACCUAUUACAUAUUUGGGUAGGUAUUGAGUUAGUUUGAUUACAUAUUGUGCGUGAAAUGUGAAUAUCUUCUUUGGCACCGGUGGAUUCGAAUAAAUAAGCUCAGAAGUACCAAGUAACAUCUCACAGCUUCCUAUUAUAUAAUAAUGUCAUCAAGAGGCGGUGGCACUCGCGGGAGGGGUCCCCGUCGGCCCCGCGCGGAUUCAGAAGGUAUUCAAUCGCGCUCACUCGCCUAGCCGAAAUGAUCCGCAUGCCGGGACUGUUUGAACGCAGGCUCGAGGUAAUCGCCAUCGCGGCGGAAGAGGACGGCAGCACACCGCAGAAGGUGACUCAGGAAUGGGUGUUCCGGGGGAUCGCUAUCAAAGAGGACGAGGACGGCAGCGUCGAUCAAAUGAUAACUCAACGACGCGGGAACCGGGCACUGAAAAUUAUCGUGGUGAAGGUCGGCAACGUUCGGCACAAGGUUACCCUGUGCCGGAGAAUCACAAUCAAAGAGGACCAGAACACCAACGUCGAUCAGACGGAUCGACCGGUGGAACUCCUCAAUCAAGCAAGACUGCAGGAAGCCAAAGACAUUGUGUUCGAUCGAUGUCAUUUGUCAAGCUGCAAUCCUUAGUCGAUGCAGACAUAAGUGAUAUUUUCAUUGAAAUAGCUCAUAGUAAAAGACAGUUCAUGGAGCUCCUGCACUUGGCGAAGGAAAAGCAUGAUGUUAAUGUUUUGAUCUUACAAUUAAUGUGUAAAGUGGCUCAGUCCACAAUGGAUCAGUUGAAGCUGCAAUUAAUUCUCGAGAUUUGCAAUUCUAGUUUUAUACAAGACUUUAGUAUGUACCUUCUCAACCUGCCGUACGCGCAGAACAAAGGGAAAAACCACUUGUACUGGAGCAAUCCAAAUCAAUUUUGGGAAAACUUUCUGAAUUUUUUCGAAUGCGUUAGAAAUCUAUCGCCAUCUACCGCAUACACAAAAUGCAGACCAUUGAUAGAAAAUAUAUCCAAGUGCUGUUUAGAGGUAUUACGCGAGACACAGGGUUUGGCUCUACCGGACGAAUUCUAUACAAAAUUAAGCCGUCUCCGUGAUAUGAUGGCCAAAAAAGAAGAAAAUACUAAUGUACGCGAGACCCGAACUUCAAACAACGCAACGACCGUGGUAGUGGAAGGUGAACCACCGACGUCAUUUCGCGAGAUAAGUAUUCUGCCGACUGAAGCUGACUUAUUGGAGGAAGUUCCCUUUGUACGGCCGAAUAUAGUUGACGGUGCUUACAGUGAUAUUGAACAUUACCUGGACGUUCAGUUUCGACUGCUGCGUGAGGAUUGCCUUGGGCCCCUUCGCGAUGGCAUAAAACAAUUUUUGGCGGAACCAAAAAGGCGCAAUUACGAUGGAAUAAGAGUAUACCACAAGGUGGUCUUCACGGAGCCCUAUGUGUCCAAUAUGACGUGUGGCCACGUUGUUCAGCUGAACAAGGAAACAUGCAAAAGAUUCCAGUCAAUAAAAUGGCAAUAUAAUAAACGCUUUCUGUAUGGUUCUCUAGUCAUAUUUGUGAACGAAGAAACCAAGACGUUCAUCGUAGCUACGAUACUUGAUCGACAAGUUUAUAAUUUAAUAAAUGGAAAGAUUCCAGUGUUGGUAGUGGGAAACGAGGAAAAUCUGUCCUAUAAAGAUUUUUAUACUAUGUUGGAGAGUGAAGUUUAUUUUGAACCUUACUUUCACGUGCUCAAUGUCCUUAAACAUCCUUCGUUUGCAGAAAAUAUGAGCAUGAAGAAAUAUAUUGUAGAUGUGGAUCCCCAACCAAAUCCACCGCAAUAUCUGAUCUCAUAUACAGAUUAUGAAGUAGAGACAGAAGAUUCUAACAAUCACUAUUUCGAAGUGUUGAACUUUGCCACAUGGCCUACCUGUCAACAGUUAAAUAUGAAUCAAAGUCAAUAUGAAGCCUAUAAAUUGGCUCUUACCCAUGAGUUUUCUGUGAUACAGGGACCACCGGGUACAGGAAAAACUUACUUAGGUAUAAAGAUAGCACAGACUUUACUGACUAAUAUAAAAAUAGAUAGAUGCCUUAUGCUAGUCAUAUGCUAUACUAAUCACGCCUUAGAUCAGUUUCUUGAAGCUAUUUUGAAGAUAACUGACUCGGUCGUACGAAUUGGAGGGCAAUCUCGUAGCGAAGACCUUAAGAAACAUAAUUUAAAUGAAUUAAGGGCGUCAUCGAAAGGAAAUAAUAGUAAACAUAAUUCCUUACUACGUGAGAGGCGAUUUUCCUUUAAUGAAUGUGAAAGGAGCAUGAAACAGUUACAAAAAAACAUUACCUCCUUGAGCAGUGGUAUCGUCCACAGUUGUGUUAUAAAAAAAUACGUUGCGAAAAGUUGCGCAAAACUUGGAUCUAUUAUACAAAUAUAUGAUGCUGAACAGAGGGAAGGAAAAAGCUCAGAAGACCCUUUAUCAGUGUGGCUUUUCCAGUUUAGUACAAUGAAUUUAGGAAAUGAUCUGGUUAGGGCAAAACAGCUAUUAGAGAAAUAUGAAGAAUCUCUGAAAACAGAAAAAGAGGAUAAGAAGCAUAGUUUAAAAAAUGGUGAUACCGUGAUUGAUGAACUGGAAGAUGAAAAUGUAUGUCAAUUAGUAGAUAUAUGUUCAUCGACUAUAAAACAAUUAAUGGAGUUAUUAAAAACAAACUUUUCAGUAAUAGAAAAUUCUUCAGCUAUGCAACAAAUAAUUCCAAGUGAAAAUUGUAUUAAAUUUGCGUUUGCAAGAAUAGAGACAUUCCAGGAAAUGCAUAGGCUAUAUUCAGAGGAGAAUUUAACUGAGGCUGAAUAUGAGGCACUAUGUAGACAACCUACAGCAAAAAUGUCAUUGAGCAACCGCUGGAAGUUAUACUUUAACUGGGUUAAUGACCUCAGGACGAAAUUACAAGCUCAAGUUCGACCCUUACAGGUUGAUAUGGACAGAUCAAAACAAGCGUAUGAGGAAGCCAAACUAUUGGUUGAUUUGGACUUAAUAAAGCACUAUGAAGUAAUUGGCAUGACAACUACCGCUGCGGCAAGGGUUCAGAAACUUCUUGAUGAGUUGAAGCCACCAAUAGUGAUCGUAGAAGAAGCGGCAGAAGUGUUCGAGCAACACAUUAUCACAUCUCUUAGCGAGGGUUGCGAGCAUCUAAUACUAAUUGGGGAUCACCAACAACUUCGACCGUCGGCUGCCUGUAUGAAAUUAGCUCGAGAGUACAACAUCGAAGUGUCUUUAUUCGAGCGUAUGAUCAACAAUAAAAUACAUAGCCGUCGACUGUCCGUUCAACACCGGAUGCGGCCAGAGAUUGCUUCCCUGAUAUCACCGCACAUAUAUCCCGACUUGUUGAACCACCCGUCUGUUGAACGAUUCCCGAAUGUUAAGGGAAUGAAAUGCAAUAUGUUUUUCUGGACUCACGACUUUCUGGAACAGAAGACUACUGACGGCGGUAGCAAAAGCAACUCCCAAGAAGGAGAUUUGGUCUUAAAGUUGGCUAAUUAUUUGAUGCAGCAGGGCUAUCAACCUGAAGAUGUUACCAUACUUGCUGCGUAUUCUGCGCAAAUGUUCUACUUGAGAAAGGAAAGAGAGAAGUAUGUGUUUUUAAAGAAAAUACAAAUUACGGUCGUCGAUAAUUACCAAGGAGAAGAAUCAAAGAUAAUUCUACUUUCUCUCGUAAGAAAUAACGCAGAGGGUAAGAUUGGUUUUCUACAAACUGAGAAUAGAGUUUGUGUGGCGUUGUCCCGCGCAAGAGAAGGUUUCUACAUAUUUGGUAACAUAACUAUGCUUAAAUCAAAAUCAGACCUUUGGGCAAAAAUCUCGCAGACUUUAGAAGAAAAAGGAUUAUUGGGACAACAGAUUCAAUUGAAAUGUGAAAAUCAUCCAGACACUAUAACUACGGUUACCAAAGAAAGCGACUUUGAGUUUGUACCGGAAGGAGGGUGCUUACAGAAAUGUCUUCACAAGCUGAAGUGUUUACACCCGUGCCCGCUCGUGUGCCACGGUUAUGACAAUAAUCAUGAGUCUGUCCAAUGUAUUCUUAAAUGUGAGAGGGUUAUUUGUGAGUUAGAUCACGUUUGCCCCUUAAUGUGUAAUGUAACAUGCCAACCAUGCAAAGUUAAAGUCGAAAAAACAUUGCCUUGCAAACACCUUAUGACCUUACGGUGCUUUGAAGACCCGGCUAGUAAUCAUAUAAAAUGUCUGACUCUCGUAGAUGUUGUGAUGCCGGAUUGCGGGCACGAUGUGAGUUUUUAUGUUUAUAAUAUUGAUUACUAA
This is a messenger RNA of Leptidea sinapis, 4322 nucleotides long. RefSeq names its product NFX1-type zinc finger-containing protein 1-like. The coding region runs from base 402 to 4322 and encodes 1306 amino acids. NCBI's taxonomy places the organism in Eukaryota, Metazoa, Arthropoda, Insecta, Lepidoptera, Pieridae. Gene Ontology annotation, molecular function: helicase activity. Gene Ontology annotation, cellular component: nuclear RNA-directed RNA polymerase complex. Gene Ontology annotation, biological process: regulatory ncRNA-mediated heterochromatin formation. The transcript is spliced from 22 exons. The record is from RefSeq and is a predicted model, not a curated record.